AUGAUUACACCACGAUUUGAGGUGUCACAAAACGAUGAAUUCGUAGUCAUUAAAGUGCGAAUCUCCAACAUCCGGUUCUCUGCAAAGGCUGUGGAGAUGGUCGCCGAUGACGACAAGUUUAUAUUCUCGCUCCCUCCAUACUAUCUUCGCCUCCGUUUUUCUGGUAGCAUAGUUGACGAUGAGCGUGCUAAAGCAGAAUUUGUCCCAAAUGAAGAAAGUAUCCUGAUCCGAAUGCCAAAACUGACCAAGGGAGAGGUGUUUUCGGACCUUGAUCUGCCUGCUAAACUUCUUGGACGAAUUGAGAACGCUGAAAAGAAACCUCCUUUGAUAGAGGAAGUAGGCGAGACAAAUAAUCUGGAGUCGCUGGCCCAGGAGGCACAGGAUUUUGACUGGGAGGUUGAGCAGGUCGAGCAGCCGCCGGCCCCUCUUGUCCCGCAAUUUUUUUAUGGUUUUAAUAACCAAUACUCGAAUAUGAUGGAAGUGUCUCUUUCCAACGGCAAUGACAUCAACGAGCUUUCGAGUCCUGACAAAAUGGACCCUGAUGAACGCAUUAAUGAACGGCUGAUUAAAGAGAACCUAAAGUUUGAUCCAGAGUACUAUGCGAAUGAGUACCUGACCCAAAAGUAUUUUCCACAAGACUCCAACAUCAAGCAGAUUCUCUGCUGGGAAAACCCAAUCCGCAUACAGCACAAAAAUCACAGUGAGACGGAGCUGACUACAGAAGAACAUGAACGGAUGAUGGGUCUUCCCCGAAAGUCGUAUUUGGUGGAUAAUGUGCGGCCUCUUUACUACACCAUUGUCUGUUUGUUGUAUGGGUAUUUGUACGAACUCAGGCAAAAUGAAGGCGAGCUGACGGUGGAAAGUGGGUGGACCGUGGGGAAGCUUGUACCGCAGCUAAGCAGCUUGGACUCGCAAUUGAUCCAGUCGAAUAACAAGACAGAAACAAACAUGCUUCGUGUGAUUGCUCUCACAAUGGCCAGACGCAGUCUGUGCUACCCGUUAAUUCGCAAUUAUGAGAUGGUGACGACUGUUUGGGAAGAUGUUUACUGUACACUAAGAUGCGGCACCAAAGCGGUGCUGAAAACGCUGCUUGCGUGUCGGGAACUGUUCAGAUUUCACGAUAUCUAUUACAUAUACUGCAAAAUCUGGCUAGACGACCUGUGUUCCUGGACCCUGAACAAUGCCAGCGACACGGUGCUGAGAAACCUGGGCCACGAGCUGCGCAAAACGGUCGCCGAGAUAAAGAAGCAGGAGAUUGUCUUUGAGAAAAUUCUGGCCGAGGACUCAGAGGAGCUUGAAUUUGUGAAUCUCACCGAUAUCGAGGAGCUGGCCGAGAUCUCGUACCGCGAGUCGAACGCGGCUUCUAGUUAA
Messenger RNA from Ogataea angusta, 1371 nucleotides. RefSeq lists its product as uncharacterized. NCBI's taxonomy places the organism in Eukaryota, Fungi, Ascomycota, Pichiomycetes, Pichiales, Pichiaceae. The transcript has a single exon. Gene Ontology annotation, cellular component: cytoplasm; nucleoplasm. Gene Ontology annotation, biological process: box H/ACA snoRNP assembly. The record is from RefSeq and is a predicted model, not a curated record. Bases 1 to 1371 code for a protein of 456 amino acids.